AUGCAACAACCCUUCACAAUAAAUCCGAAGUGCUUUGGGUAAUUUGUUAGGCCUAAACAUAAUAAUGAACAACAGGAAUAAAAAUAAAAGAAUGAAUAAUAAUAAUGUUUAUCUAAAAAUAUUAAUGACAACCCAUAGAUGUGGGUGAAAAAUAGAUCAAUCACAAUAUGUUCCAACACAUCUACUUUGCCUGAAACUUUGUCUACAUCUUAAUAGAUCUAAGAGUUGAAUUAAUCGAUUCAAGAAGUGAAAUAGGAAGAAAUUUUUUAUAAGACCAUGCCAACAUUAUUCUAGUAAUUUCAGUAAAAGAACAACAGAAAAUACGAGCCACAGGUGUAGAUCACUCAAUUCUAAAUUGAUCUGGCUAAAAUUUGUGAUGAUGAUAGAACUACUCUGAUGAUCCGCAAUAUCCCAAACAAAUACACCCAACCAAUGUUGCUAGAGAACAUGGACAUUAAUCAUAAGGACACUUAUGAUUUUUUUUAUCUUCCAAUAGAUUUUACUAAUAAAUGCAAUGUAGGUUAUGCAUUCAUUAAUUUCUUGCAUACCAAAUUUAUACCAAAGUUUUUUUUAGAAUUUCAGGGCAAAAAGUGGAAGCUCUUUAACUCAGAAAAAAUCUGUGAAAUCACCUAUGCCAGAAUCCAAGGUGUAGAAUAGUUAUAGGGUCAUUUCCAAUACUCUACGAUUAUGCAAGAAAAGGAUAACAGAUUAAAGCCUAUAUUUAAGAAAAAUAGAUCCGAUUAACAAUUUAUUAAAUGGAGAUGA
Molecule: messenger RNA, 765 nt
Organism: Paramecium tetraurelia
Lineage: Eukaryota; Ciliophora; Oligohymenophorea; Peniculida; Parameciidae
Exons: 5
Molecular function (GO): nucleic acid binding
Source: RefSeq, a predicted model, not a curated record